CGGACCAAACUGUGACGCUCCCUCCCCCUUAUCUUCUCUCUCUCUCUCUCUCUCUCUCUCUAACCCUCUGUAGAAAUGACUUGUGGUGCUAUCAAACCAUUGUCAAUGGCCGAGUGUUGUAUAAUAACCUCUGUUCCGGCACUAUUCACUUCCAAAACCCAACACCCAUUACUCUCAAUCCCCUCAAAAACAAUCAAACUCACCCAUCUCUCAUGCUCAUUAUCAUCUCUUUCUGCUUCAUUCCAUUCAUCUUCAUGGGUCUCUCUCAGACCCAAGAUUACGUCAUCAUCAUCAUCAUCGGGUGUGGUCUCGUUCGUUGCGCAGACCUCAGAUUGGGCCCAACAAGAGGGCGAAGAACAGAACCCAAUUGAUGGGUUCAAGUGGGGAGACGAGACUUUGGCGGAAACGGAGGCCACUGCUACUUCUUGGGAAGGUGAGGGUGGAGAAGAUAGAGGAGAGGGAAUCAGAGAUGGUGGGGUUUUGGAGGAGAGUGAAGAAGAGUCCUAUCCUGAGCCAUCUGAAGAGGCUAAGAUUUUUGUUGGGAAUUUGCCUUAUGACAUUGAUAGUGAGAAAUUGGCUCAGCUUUUUGAUCAGGCUGGUAUUGUUGAGAUUGCUGAGGUAAUUUACAAUAGGGAAACGGAUCAGAGUCGAGGUUUUGGAUUCGUAACUAUGAGUACUGUCGAAGAAGCUGAGAAGGCUGUUGAGAUGUUCCACCGUUAUGAAAUAAAUGGAAGGUUUUUGACUGUAAAUAAGGCUGCUCCAAGAGGGUCACGCCCAGAAAGACCUUCUGGAGCGAUUGAACCUUCUUUCAGAAUUUACAUUGGUAACCUGCCAUGGCAAGUGGACAAUGCUCGCCUCGAGCAGGUCUUCAGUGAACACGGCAAGGUGGUGGAUGCCAGGGUUGUUUAUGACCGGGACACUGGCCGUUCACGUGGAUUUGGCUUUGUAACAAUGUCUAGUGAGACAGAAGUCAAUGAUGCGAUCGCUGCUCUUGAUGGACAGAGUUUGGAUGGGAGGGCAAUCAGGGUCAAUGUUGCUGAGGACCGACGUAGGCGUGGCUCGUUUUGAUUUGAGAUGAGUCUUGUUGGAUGGUUAAAAUGUGCUUUCAAGUCUAGUAGAAUUGUUAUGGUAGAGAAAAGUUCGGUGUUAUCUUCAUUGUUCUUUCCAUCUCUCUCCUUGUUUCAUUCUUUGUUUCUUUUGUGAUGAUUUUUUCUAGCAGCAAGGACAGCUUGUUAUUAAGAGCUGAGAGUUCCCCAAGAAAUUUCUCUUAAUUUUAUUUAUUUUUAUUUUUUUAGUUUUCCUUUUUUUCACUUUUUUACUUGACAGUGAUGUAAUAUUUUGUUACGUUUUAAUUAGUUUAAUGGAUUAGUUCCUAUUAAUGUGAGA
This is a messenger RNA of Camellia sinensis, 1386 nucleotides long. Its product is annotated as 28 kDa ribonucleoprotein, chloroplastic. Gene Ontology annotation, molecular function: mRNA binding. Lineage: Eukaryota; Viridiplantae; Streptophyta; Magnoliopsida; Ericales; Theaceae. Gene Ontology annotation, cellular component: chloroplast thylakoid membrane. Gene Ontology annotation, biological process: chloroplast rRNA processing. The record is from RefSeq and is a predicted model, not a curated record.